UUUCCAAUCCCCGCCUCCGGCGAAUUCCGAGUGGCUUUGGCGCGAGUCUGCGGCGUGUGGUUCUCUUCGGUGACUCAUGGGACGCUUGCGGUGCUCAACGCGGGGUAAAUCAGCCGGCGGUAUGGACCCCUUCCGCUUGCAGGGCAACCUUUCAGGGAAGAAAAAAUCCACGGCAUUCCGUAGUACUCGACUAAUCCCUAUGGAAACCUCUUCGUCCUCUGAUGAUAGCUGUGACAGUUUUGGCUCUGAUAAUUUUGCAAACACAAAACCAACCUUCAAGCCAGAAGUUGUAGAAGAAAUGGCUAAAAUAUUUUAUGAGGAUUCAGAUGAAGAAUCUUUCUGUGGUUUUUCAGAAAGUGAGAUUCAAGAUGUGCUGAAACUGGGGACAGACUCUGAAGAAGAUGCAGAGAAAUGUUUACGUAAAUUGCCCAAGAAAAGUUCUGUUCCCCUUAAAGUUGCCCUGAAGUUCCCAUUACGAAGGUCGAAGAGGGGGAAGAGUGGAAUAGUUCCAGCUUCAGAACCUUCCUGUAAAUUGGAUUCAGAGUCAGAAUCUGAUGAAGAAAGAGGCCCCAAAUUCUUGGAGAGAAGAGCUUUAAAUAUAAAGGAGAACAAAGCCAUGCUUGCAAAACUAAUGGCAGAAUUAAAAGGCGUGCCUGGAAUUUUUACUGAGAGAAGUCCACUAGCUACUCCUUCUCUGAAAGCCCAGCGUUGUCCAAGGAAAUCAGUUCCCAGAAGUGCUCUAAGGAGAAAUCCAGAAAGAAGCUCUAGGCCUCACACAAGGUCCAGGUCCCUAAUUGAAGGUCCUCCAAAUCCCAUGCCUAUGGAAGAGGAGGAGGAGGAUCCCUAUGUGUUAGUGAGAAGGAAGAUGUCUGAUGAUUUUUCUGAGGAUGAAAGGGACACUCCCAGAAGAAAGCGCAUGGGUGCAAUGACUCUUCCCCAUGUUAUCCGUCCAGUGGAAGAAAUAACCAAGGAAGAGUUGGAUAAUAUCUGUGAUACUGUUAAAGAUAAAGUUUACAACCGUGCAACAGGUUCUACCUGUCACCAGUGUCGUCAGAAAACGACAGAUACUAAGACAAAUUGUCGGAACCCAGAGUGUUUUGGAGUACGUGGCCAGUUCUGUGGGCCUUGUCUUCGUAAUCGUUAUGGAGAAGAAGUCAGGGUUGCCUUGUUGGAUCCAAACUGGCACUGCCCACCUUGCCGUGGGAUCUGCAAUUGUAGCUUCUGCCGGCAGCGAGAAGGAAGAUGUGCUACUGGUGUCUUGGUUUACUUAGCCAAGUAUCAUGGAUAUGACAAUGUCCAUGCUUACUUGAAAAGUCUGAAACAAGAACUUGAAAUGCAAGAAUGAACUUCCGAAACAAUUCCGGAAUAAUCUUCAGUACAUAUGCUUAGACUAAUUGUCUGAUUUGAGAAUUCACUUCUUUUAAUGGUUGGCAUUUUUAAAAAAUGGAACAAAAAUUGUGACUUUUGACUGAAGUCCAAAGUUACAGGAUGGAGGUUUAUAAUAUUGUUAAAGCCUUCUUAGUCCUGUUUCAUGAUGAAUAUUACUGGAUGUUAUUAGCAUCCCACGGAGCAGGUGCAGGUCUCAUUCAACCCGUUGGAUAGCAACAGCUUCAUACAAAGGCUAUAACUAACUAAAAGCAGUACUUGCCAUUAUAGUUCUCCUGAAUUUCACUAUGUGAGAUUUUCUGGUGGCAGUUUGCACAGGUAUUUUCUCCACGCAACUCUGAGUUCACGUUCAUGUUGGAACUGCUACUGUCGCAUUAUCCUAACUAUUGUUAGAAUUAGCUGAAUCCAAUCUUUGUUUCCCCUUUUUCGGGAAAAAAGUAUUUUGAGGGCAUUCAUUGAAUCUAUGUUUGCAGUUACCGUGUGUAAGUAGACUUGGUAAUGAAUCAAAUUCUAAUUUUUAAGGCUAUUGAAAAUAGCAGCAGUGAUUGUCUAAUAUUGCAAAGCAACUUAAAUGCUUGAUAACUACUUUCUGGAAAGAAACAGUGAUAAAGAACUUAAUACUUAAGUUCAAAAUUUUGACUAGUUGAGACAGUUUAAAUCAAUAACUGUAAAGUAUACUUGAUCAGUCGUGCUUAGGAGCAAGUUUUGUUGUGCGCAAAACAGUACUUAUAAUGAAAGCUUGACUAAAAGAGAUUUGAGAAGAUUCAGACUUCAUGAAAAAUUAGUGAACUAUAUGAUCUUAAAGCAUGCUGUCACUGAGAUCUUGGUAAGGGAUAUUUAAAAAGAAGUAUUACUUAGAGUUUGGGGAGACAGUUCCAUUAGGGCUGCAAAAAUCCAAAAAUCACCAGCUGGAAGCAAGUCGAUAAAGCAAACUCUCUCUUUGCUGCUAUCCAGAUAUUUGCAGCCCAGUUCAAGUAAUCCUAAAUUAUAUUAUUGACCAAAUAAUUUCACUUACCUAAUACAUAAAGCAUCAUGCCUUGCAUUUUCUCAGAAAUUAUGAAUUAAGAAUAGGGAUUAACAUAAUGGGCUAGUUUCUAUGAGCAAGCCUUCCAUCAUACUUUAUGCUGGAGAUAGUCUUGCAUCAACUGCACAUUGGACUGUAAAUGCAAGAGUUUGAGGUGGCAAUUUGAUAAGCCCUGUGCUUGUCUAAAGUAGUGACCAUGAACAAUACAGUUCCGUGAGUUGUAAUGUAGA
This is a messenger RNA of Python bivittatus (Burmese python), 2640 nucleotides long. RefSeq names its product cell division cycle associated 7 (gene CDCA7). Gene Ontology annotation, biological process: regulation of DNA-templated transcription. The record is from RefSeq and is a predicted model, not a curated record. Gene Ontology annotation, cellular component: nucleus. NCBI's taxonomy places the organism in Eukaryota, Metazoa, Chordata, Lepidosauria, Squamata, Pythonidae.